ACGGCAUCCAUGCGAAGCGCUUCGUCUCUGACAGGUUGUGGUCGGUCGUCACCUGAGAUGCACUUUGAGAAAUGACUUCACUAUCGCUACAUAUAGUAACGAUACUGACUGUAAUUCAUCUCUGAGGAAUUGGAAAUAAAAUAAACCAGCUUUGAAAGUUAAAAAAUGGACCCGCCGCUCGCUGACCCACAGCAGCCAGAUGAGAGCAACCCGAGUGAAUCUGCGGAUCCUCCGUCGAGAAUGUCAAGACAGCAGAUCCUCACCGUCAUAUCAAUGGCAUCUGUCAACUUCAGCUCGAUGAUAUGCUACUCCAUAUUAGGCCCUUUUUUCCCUAACGAGGCGGUGAAGAAAGGGGCCAGCCAGGCCACCGUUGGUCUCAUAUUUGGCUGCUAUGCCAUUUGCAACUUAAUUGGUUCAUUGGUAUUGGGGAAAUAUAUUGUCCAGAUUGGCGCAAAGUUCAUGCUUGUUUCUGGGCUGUUUGUGUCAUCCUGCUGCACCAUUCUCUUUGGAUUACUUGAUCGGGCUCCAGCAGGAGCCAGUUUUAUUACUCUCUGUUUUAUAAUAAGGUCUGUAGACGCUCUGGGCUUUGCUGCUGCAAUGACAUCCUCUUUUGCUGUGUCAGCAAAAGUAUUCCCAAACAAUAUAGCAACUGUUUUGGGUAGUUUGGAAAUUUUUACAGGACUGGGUCUUAUUCUGGGGCCACCAAUUGGAGGAUGGUUCUACCAGUCAUUUGGAUAUGAAGUGCCUUUUCUGCUUCUUGGAUGUGUUUUAAUGUGCAUGGUUCCUUUCAACAUUUACAUCUUGCCAACCUUUGAUGCCAGUCCGUCCAAGGAUUCAUUCUUCCGACUGUUCAGUCAUGUUAAAAUAGUCCUGAUCUGCUUCUUGAUGUUUAAUCUCAGUGCAGGACUGGGCUUCCUGGAUGCCACCUUGUCUAUAUUUGCCGUUAAGACGUUUAGUUUAUCCACUGGCUAUGUAGGACUCAUCAUGGUUGGUUUGUCGUUACCUUAUUGCCUGGCAUCACCACUUCUUGGGUUCAUCACUGAUAAAUUUCCUGCCACCAGGAGUUGGUUCAUGGUGUUAGGAGGCAUCGCCACCGCAGUUGGCUUCUGUCUGCUUGGUCCCAUGCCUGUUCUUCACAUCCCGAGUCGGCUAUGGUUGUUGGUCUUCAUGCUUGGCGUAAUUGGGUUUUCUCUGGGCAUGACUGCAAUUCCUAUAUUCCCAGAGAUCCUCACAUGUGCAUAUGAUCACGGAUUUGAGGAGGGACUAAGCACUCUUGGAAUGGUGUCUGGGUUGUUUGGGGCAGUUUGGUCUAUGGGGAUGUUUUAUGGCCCAAUCAUGGGUGGUCUUAUCACACAACAUCUGAACUUCCAGUGGGCAGCUGCAAUCCAAGGAGGCUUGGGCUGUGUUGCUGCCCUUCUUCUUGGUGUGUAUUAUCUCUGUCAAAGACCCCAACAACAAAGAGUUGUCCAGGAAAAUGGGAUUAGACCUUCAGAUGAAAGGACUCCCCUUCUGGAUGGAUGAAAUAUCGUCUAAGCAGCAAUGUGGGCAGAUGCCAUACUGAAUGCAGCUUAAAAUUUUAAUGUUUCAGAGCUAGCUGUGGUCAUCAGCCAGCAAGUUAGCACGAGACAAAAUGUUACGACAAAAUGUAAAAACAAAACAUCUCUUUUAUAAUUAACUCAUUGUAAACUUAUAAAAUAUAGGUUCUAACUUAUUGUGUUACGGGGACUGAAAUGAUUUUUACUGUGGUCAUGAAUAGAUUCUAUUGUUAUCUUGUGUCAGAAUGUAAUUUUGAAUACGCACACUGAUUUGUAAUAUUUUAACUUUAUCAAUCACAGUAAUAUAAUGAAACAGUACAACUGUGUUGUUGGCUUCCACUUGAUACAUUAGAUAAUCUGAGGAAUCAGUUAUCUGUUGCUACCGUCCUGGAGCUUCUUAGUAGCACUUUUUAACUGCAUUAAUGAAUGCUAAGUGAAUGACUACAGUCAAACAUUGGAAGUCACAGGGCGUUCACAUCCCACAUCACAAACUAAUCUCCCUGUUGUUCUGCAGGGCUGUUGUGUUCGUGGUUUUCAUUUUCUACAUCACAUGACUUGAAUUUCAUAUUUAAGCAGUACACAUAAAGAGCUACUAACCAGCUUCAUGCUAAUGGGAAAUAUAAUUACCAUGUGCCAUGACAUUGACUGUGAAGAUACACAGCCCUUAAUACCAAAUAUAGAACGGACUUCAAGUGACAAAUAAUUUAUCCCAUCAUGCCACAUUAGCCUACAGCUAUUGAUGUGGUUCCAGUGCAUUAGGCACCUUGUGCCUUGUCUUCUUCUUACUGAGCUGCUUGAAGAGUUUGCUCUAGGAAUCUUCAAGUUUUACACUGAUUUGAAUUACAGUAGUAAAUAACUGAAUUACAUUAAGUUUCAUGUGUGAUUACUUCAUCUGUCCCUCUUUGUGUGCAUGAACUGACUUAACGUACUGUAUACUGUUCAUAAAUGAAAAUGUAUGACUGUUACCCAAUUGCCAUUUUUUAUUUAAAAGGGUAACAUUAUUUCUCUGUCUUUAUUAUCAAAUAUAUACGCAGCAGUGUGUUUUUUCCUUAAAAAUAUAGUCUUGAUUUCAAAUGAGUCAAUCACAUACCUAUGGUAAAUCCUAAAAUCCUCUGGGUACAGAAGUCAGACAAUUCUAAAGUUAUUUUACAUACCAGAAAGUCACAUAUUAAAUGAUUAUAUGCUACUUUUUACCCAUGGGUUAGUGUACACCAG
This is a messenger RNA of Myripristis murdjan (pinecone soldierfish), 2750 nucleotides long. It is a transcript of the gene slc18b1, whose product is annotated as solute carrier family 18 member B1. Gene Ontology annotation, molecular function: transmembrane transporter activity. The transcript is spliced from 14 exons. The coding region runs from base 166 to 1521 and encodes 451 amino acids. NCBI's taxonomy places the organism in Eukaryota, Metazoa, Chordata, Actinopteri, Holocentriformes, Holocentridae. Gene Ontology annotation, biological process: transmembrane transport. The record is from RefSeq and is a predicted model, not a curated record.